Messenger RNA from Notothenia coriiceps (black rockcod), 1333 nucleotides. Its product is annotated as cerebellin-1-like. The record is from RefSeq and is a predicted model, not a curated record. Gene Ontology annotation, molecular function: protein binding. Gene Ontology annotation, biological process: maintenance of synapse structure. The transcript is spliced from 4 exons. The coding region runs from base 418 to 1041 and encodes 207 amino acids. Gene Ontology annotation, cellular component: synaptic cleft; glutamatergic synapse. NCBI's taxonomy places the organism in Eukaryota, Metazoa, Chordata, Actinopteri, Perciformes, Nototheniidae.
AGAACCUGAGCCCGGAGUACUCUGCAGAGUGCUUCGUGGUUAGGCCUGAAGUCUCGACAGCCUCCAAACCAGUUCAUUUGGCUGAUGUCCAUUUUUGAUGCGGCAUAAAGAACUGGAUAACUUUCAACUAUUCUUAUCUGGAUUUUCUACAACUGUACGUGCUGUUAUGGGCAUCCGCCAUCUCGCCAGCUCUUAGACGUCUUUCAAGAGGGACUGCAAUUCCACCUGCUGUUGUCAGAGCGGUUACGUGAGGAUUCAAUCUAGUCCCAUGGGAUGCGAGAAAUCAUUGGUCUUUCAAGGUGAAAUUAUGAUCCUGUUGCUACAGUGAAGUGUUCUUCGAUAAGACACUGAAGAUUGUGGCAGCUAUAUUGUCACUGAGCCCCGUAAAACAGAACCAAAAACCCCAUAUUUGGAACUAUGCCCUUUCUAUUUCCUCCCUUUUUGCCCUACCUUGCCCCCCGCUCAGUCAUUUUCAUUGGACUGUUGCUUCUGGUCAAUUGGGGGCCCGAAAAGGUCAACUGCCAGAAUGACACAGAGCCAAUGAUAUUGGAGGGAAAGUGUCUGGUGGUGUGCGACUCCACGCCGUCUGCGGAGCCGUCGGGGAACGCUUUGGGCAUGUCGGUGAGGUCAGGAAGCGGCAGGGUUGCGUUUUCCGCCAUUCGAAACACCAACCAUGAACCCUCGGAGAUGAGCAACCGCACGAUGACCAUCUACUUUGAUCAGAUCCUAGUAAACGUUGGCGGCCAUUUUGACCCAGCACGGAGUAUCUUUGUGGCGCCUAGAAAAGGAGUCUACAGUUUCAGCUUUCAUGUUGUCAAAGUGUACAACCGGCAGACAAUACAAGUGAGUUUGGUUCUCAACGCCUGGCCGGUGAUUUCAGCAUUCGCAGGCGAUCAGGACGUGACCAGAGAAGCUGCCACUAAUGCCGGCCUGGUGAUAAUGGAGCGAGGGGACAAGACUUACCUCAAACUGGAGAGGGGGAACCUGAUGGGAGGCUGGAAGUACUCCACGUUCUCCGGGUUCCUGGUGUUCCCCUUGUAGAUAAAGGUAGCCGUACGUUAUGUUGUUGUCAAAGUCAUGUGAAAGUACAAAGGAAGAAGCAUUAACAGAUGCAUUGAAUACAAAGUGCAGUGAUCUUCAUAUGUAUCGGAUGAUUGGGGGAGAUCGCUCAGCAACAAACAAUCAUGAAUGUAUUUCCCAUUUAUCAUUAUAAUUAGUACUGCGUUGUGUCACCUAUGCUUGCUAACCCUGUCAUAGCUUUGUGAUUUUGUUUUAAUGCACGAAAUUCAGGGUAAAAACUUUUAUGGCAAUAAAUAAUACUAUUGUGUCACUU